Messenger RNA from Medicago truncatula (barrel medic), 2260 nucleotides. RefSeq names its product PHD finger protein MALE MEIOCYTE DEATH 1. NCBI's taxonomy places the organism in Eukaryota, Viridiplantae, Streptophyta, Magnoliopsida, Fabales, Fabaceae. The record is from RefSeq and is a predicted model, not a curated record. The transcript is spliced from 3 exons. The coding region runs from base 16 to 2235 and encodes 739 amino acids.
GCUCUGUUUCCAACAAUGGAAGCUUCACAUGAAAGAGAGAGAAUCGAUCAAUUCUUCAAUUUUUUCCAUCAACAACAACAACCCACCAUGUCAUUCUCCAUCAUCGACGCUUCAAAGAAGCGAAAACGAUGGACGAAGAUUUUCCCGCUACAAUCGUUCGCUGACCCUGGUUGUCCAAUUUCACCUUCAGGUCCGUUCCGUGAAAACGUUCGACUCUUUCUUCAAGAAGCUGGUGAGCUUGAAGAUUAUACGGUUAUGGGAAAUCCUCUUUGGUGCACUUUUCUGAUUCAUGAAAAGAAGAAUCUAAUGGUUCCUUUCUAUGCUCUUGAAGAAGAAGUUUAUAACUCUUCUCAUCCUUUCUGUGAUCAUUGCCGUUGUGUAGGUUGGAGUGGACAUUUUGUAUCAAAGAGAAGGUACCAUUUUAUAAUCCCAAUGGAUGAUGGGUGGCAUAAACCCUUAAAUGAAGAAGCUCUUGAUGAUCAGAGUCAUCUAUUACAUGGUGUGAUUCAUUGCAAUGGUUAUGGCCAUUUGGUAUGUCUUAAUGGCAUUGAAGGUGGUUCCAAAUUUCUUAGUGGGAGAGAAAUCAUGGAUCUAUGGGACAGAAUUUGCACCAAUCUUAGAGCAAGGUACAUUGCAGUUGAAGAUGCUUCAAGAAAAAGGUCAAUGGAUCUUCGCUUACUUCAUGGAGUUGCUUAUGGUCACUCUUGGUUUGGUAGGUGGGGUUAUGGUUUUUGCCGUGGAAGCUUUGGUGUGACACAACAAAACUAUGAUGAAGCUAUUGAAAUUCUUGGUUCAUUAGUUCUUGAUGAUAUUGUAAGAGAUUUGAGUAAGACAAAGUACCACAAAGAUGUCAAGCAAAUGAUUCGUUUCUAUAGAGAUAUGAGUGAAACUCAUAUCAUCACAAUAAGAGAGCUUCUAAGAUUCAUGCUCACUAUCAAGUCCCGUAGACCAGUGUCAAAAAUGACAGUCACUUUUUCUUCUCCUAAUGCUGUUUCUGAUACUGAUUCACCUUCUUGUUCUACUUCAGCAUUUAUGUCCAGAAAUGCAUCCAAACCUGUACUUUCAAGUAGCAGAUCAAAUUUCACAAUGAAGGAAAAAUCAGCUAGGUAUAAGAAAUUCAGCACUGCAGUAGCUAACAUGGAUAGUAGGUGGCCAACAAGGAGAUUAGAGUUUGCAGCUCAAGUGAUUGUGGAAGCAUUAAAAGAGGAUAAAGCUAUGAAACCAGGCUCUAGUGGAAUGACAAGACAAGAUGUGAGGGAUGCAGCUAGGCUUCACAUUGGUGAUACUGGUUUACUUGAUUAUGUGCUGAAAUCACUUAACAAUGUGAUUGUUGGAAACUAUGUAGUUCGCCGCACAGUUAACUCUUCCUCAAGGAUCCUUGAAUAUACAAUUGAUGAGCUCAGAAAAGGGCACCAAGCACCUGAAAUGGAACAUGGUGUAUUGACAGUUGCAGAUAAACCUCAAGUCGAGUCAUCAACGUUAUCAUCAUCAUCAUCUUCGGUGCCUGGUAAUGAUGUUUACAGUGAUGUGGUUUAUCUUUACAAGAAUGUGUUGUUGGGUUAUCCAGAUUCAGAGGCAGUGGAAUUAGCAGUUCAAACAAUUCUUGACUGCAGACACUUUGUGAAAGAGUGGAAAUUGAGAGAUGAAAUGGAACAAGUUUUGACAUUUAUUUGCCAUUUGAAACCGAAUUUCGUUGAGAAUAAGUCUGAUUUAAAAGGGCCAUCUUGUGGUGAGAUUGUAACUGUUCCAUUGCAUGCAACAGUUAGAGACUUAAAGCAAACUGCUGAGGCUGCAUUAAGGGACACAUAUUGCAUAGCUGAAAGACUCAUAGUGACAGAUAUCAAAGAAUUGAUGGAUGUAGAAGAUGAAGAAGUGAUUUUUGGACAGAUUGAAUCUGGUGUGAAGCUUUCUGUAAGGGGAAUUGGCAUUGAUUUGUGUACUCCAUUGAAAUAUCAAGGAGGAAGUGAUAAUUGGAAAGUGAGGUGUGAGUGUGGAGCACAAGAUGAUGAUGGUGAGAGAAUGGUGGCUUGUGAUAUUUGUGAAGUGUGGCAGCAUACAAGAUGUUGUGGAAUAGAUGAUUCUGAGACAGUUCCACCUUUGUUUGUUUGUUCUGGAUGCUGUGAUUCACUUAUGCCACCAAGGAUUGAAUCUAGCAGCUUUGGUAUGGUCGAUUGUGCUGAUUCUUUUCUUGUUUCACCUGAGCCUACUCAUUUGUUAGAGUAUUAUGGAUAUUGAAUGAUUCAUUAAGUACAUAAUAUAG